AUGGAAGAUAUCACGGAAACUACUAAAGAGGUGACUCAAGAAUUGAAACCUGAACAAGAGCCUCCACCAAAAAAACGUAAACGCACGCCUGAAAAAUCACCUCAAGAAAUAAAACCCAUGUCUACUCGCAAAAGAAUUUCAAGUUCACAAUCGACAACAUCUGGAAGCAAAACAACAUCAGGUGAACCUUGGACCACGCAAGAAGAUAGACUCCUAAUUGAUAGUAUGUUGGGCUUGAUUCCUUCAAUUCCUUGGGCAGAAUUCGCAGAAAAGUUUCCAAAUAGAAACGUUAAAAGUUUACAGAAUCGUUGGCAGUCUUUAAAAAAAAAGCUGCAUGGAUGA
This is a messenger RNA of Cetraspora pellucida, 342 nucleotides long. The record is from the annotation of a GenBank genome assembly. Lineage: Eukaryota; Fungi; Glomeromycota; Glomeromycetes; Diversisporales; Gigasporaceae.